Messenger RNA from Exophiala xenobiotica, 1185 nucleotides. RefSeq lists its product as uncharacterized. The transcript has a single exon. The record is from RefSeq and is a predicted model, not a curated record. The coding region runs from base 88 to 1185 and encodes 365 amino acids. Lineage: Eukaryota; Fungi; Ascomycota; Eurotiomycetes; Chaetothyriales; Herpotrichiellaceae. Gene Ontology annotation, molecular function: oxidoreductase activity.
CCUCCAUCUGCCCAGGGACUUCAAGGAGGCCCAAUAAAAUUGCGGCAACGGCAUUAUCGAGAUAGAAACGUCAGACGCUGGCAUAACAUGGGUCAACGAGCACCCGGUGAAGUGUCUUUUGCCGGACGCGCCAUCUACUCAGAAGCCGUCGACUGCUCGAAGCCUAUCAAUUACAGCAAUCUCAAAGGCAAGACUAUAGUCAUCACUGGCGGUGCCUCGGGCUUUGGCAAGGCCUGCUUCAACGACUGGGCAGGUCACGGCGCCAACGUUAUCAUAGGCGACAUCAAUGAUAAAGCUGGCACUGAGCUCGUUGCACAAGUUCGAGCUUCUACCGGCAGUCUCGACCAUCAUUUCAUUCACCUUGACGUGACCAGCUGGCAGAGUCAAGCAGCUUUCUUCAAACAAGCCGCGAGUCUGAGUCCUCACGGUGGCAUUGACUGUGUCAUGGCGAAUGCCGGAAUCGCUGAUGCGCAAGAGAAUGCCAUCUUCGAGGAACCACCUGAUUAUUCAGAAAUGGACAACCCACCGCAGCCUAGGAUGCGGACGCUCGACACCAACCUCGAUGGUGUCAUGUUCACUACGAAUCUGGCCUUGUCGUAUCUCCCGCGCAACCCGGGCAGCGAGGGAUGCAACGUGCGUACAACAUCUGCACCGCGAGAUCGACACCUAAUACUGGUGUCUUCCAUCGCUGGGCUUACAGGUCUGGCCUCCCAACCCAUCUACGCGACAGCAAAGCACGGCGUGGUCGGGCUAUUCCGAACCCUGCGAAUCACCACGCCGAUCAAGCAUGGUAUAAGAGUUAACAUGAUCAAUCCGUACUUUGUCGACACGCCUAUCCUAGGCCCGCUAGGUGCACUGGUCCUUGCUGGCGGUGGCAUGGCUACAGUACCCGACGUGGUGGCAGCUACAACACGUCUUGUCGCGGAUCAAGGUAUUAUAGGCCGGGCGUUGGUGAUUGGAUCGAAGACUUCCGAAGAGCAUGCGCAUGCUACCGGCCUUGAGCAAGUGGUGGGCGACCAGGCCGUCUGGGAUGUUUAUGCUCAUGAUUUUGAUCAGACCGAUUUGUUCACGAGAAGGAUUAUUGGCGUCACCAACCUCGUCACACAGGCGAGAGGCUGGGCAGGCAUCGCUCAAGACGUGCGCACCAAGAUAUCCGGGACUAUAUGGAAAACACUCGGGUAUUGA